Molecule: messenger RNA, 1101 nt
Organism: Suhomyces tanzawaensis NRRL Y-17324
Lineage: Eukaryota; Fungi; Ascomycota; Pichiomycetes; Serinales; Debaryomycetaceae
Exons: 1
Biological process (GO): regulation of peptide transport
Cellular component (GO): membrane
Source: RefSeq, a predicted model, not a curated record
CAUCAGCAUGUUCAAGUGGCUUCAGAUCCCAUAGAAGUCCUUGAGAUCAUCAAUCGGAACGAGCUCCAAAACUACAAGCUAGGAGUAUGUUUCAUCUUCAUCGCAAUCACAACCUGGGUUGUUGGCCUCGAAUUGGUCAACUCGGUGAUGAAAGGCGACGAAUACAAUAAACCGAUCUUGAUAUCAGUAUAUAUUGGUUCCUGUUUCUCGCUAUACUUCAUUCCCGAUGUCUACAGAUUCGGUUUGGAUCUUGUAAAACGGAAAUUCUUUGGAGUCUCAGACACCGCUGCACAGGAUAUAGCCAAGAGUUACGAAGAUACUGAGGAUGGGCCUGAGGAGUUAACCAGAUCAGAAAUUGUCAUACUUGCUCUCCAGGUAUCAGUUGGUUACUUUCUCUAUAAUUUUUUUGUGAUGGAGAGUCUCCAGUAUACAUCUGCAGCGAACCAAACAGUGUUCAGCAGUACAACUUCGAUAUUUACCUUGAUUAUUGGUGUUCUCGUAAAGACUGACAAAUUGUCCUUCAAGAAAGUGGUUUGUGUUACUAUCAGUACAAUCGGAGUGUUUCUAGUUAAUAUGAGUGAAUCGGCCAACGAACCCGACUCGGGGCUGAAGUACUUGCCAAAGAACCCGAUGCUAGGUAAUUCUUUGGCGAUGUGUGGUGCGCUCAUGUACUCUUCGUACAUGCUUAUCAUGAAAGUCAAUUGUGGAAUGGGCAAAAAGACCACUAACGAGCGCCAGCUCUUUGGGGUGGUCGGUCUCCUUACCAUGUUGCUUGGCGUACCUGUGUUAUUCAUUGCAGAUCAGUUGGGUAUCGAGAAAUUCGAAUUUCCUCCACCAUCCACUAACAUUUUGAUUCUGGUACUUGCAAAUGGUGUAUUCUCUGUGGUUUCAGACUACUCAAUUGUGAUGGCUAUGCUUUUAACGAGUCCAUUGGUUGCCUCUUUAUCAUUGACGUCUGCGAUUCCGAUCACUAUUUGUGUGGAUUUUGUGAUUUUACUUUUGGAAGAUGUGGAAAAUCCAAACUCUUCAAAGAAUUUUGUUUAUUACUUGGGUAUUAUGGGUAUUUUACUUGCGGUGGUCUUGAUUAACGUGAACAUAAGU